GUUAUUGUGAGUUGUGGUUGUUAUGCAAUAAUUGAUGCCAUGAUUAGUAGCUAUCAAUCCGUUUUGGACGGAUUAAACAAAACUCAAAUUAUGAGAAAUCGGUUGCAAUCGUGGAGAACAUUGUCUAUAGGCUUAUCAUUCUUAGCACUAAUACUCUUAACCGGAAAACUAUAUGAAGUCGACAGAGAAGUUAGUUUUUUAAAGUUUGUUUCCAACGAAUGGAUUGACAACAGUCUGCCUCCAGAACCGCACAAUAAUAGUGCGGUUCGUAUGCCGUCUAAUCUGAAGACAACGCAACAAAUGGCUAUCUUUCACAUCGAGAACUUCAAACAAGACAUCGAAAUACUAAUCGUGGAGUUAUGGUCGGCCAGGACUACACUCAUCCUUAGCCUUGUAUUCGUGUUGGUCUACAUUAUAAGCUGGGCCUGGAUGGCAUACGCUGUCAGCGAAACACACAGCUCUAGAGAGGUCUCAUUGAAAACAGUAUUAUUAUUAGCGGUUUUCGCGGCCGUGGAUAUCGCCGCCAGUGCUGGCUUUGUAAUGGUUCGGGUGAUUAUGUAUGCUAUGAGAGAUCAUUAUUUUCCUAAAGACAUGCGGAUCCCAUCGCCCGGUGCCGAACACGACCAGAUGGUCGCCUUCACGGCACUCCGAUUGGCAACACUUAAGUCCAGUUCCGGUGCGACCGACGUGUUUGUCUCAGUGAUCGUUGGCUUUCUGACCGGUUUGAGAGUGUAUUCAGUGAUUUGUGCCGUUUCUUACUAUAGGAAAGUGCGCAGAGACUCCAUCGGAAGCAGUGAUUAUUCGAGUGAUAAAACUCAAGUCAAAGAUAUCGACGACUUUCUUAAACAAUCGCCGACUUAUACACCGAAAGUUCGUGCGCUGAACGCCCACAAGGAAAGGGAGCGGCGCUUCUCCAUCAGUGGCGUAGAGGACACUAUCCUGGAAGAGGAGCGGACGGCCGAACUGCGGAUACAGGCGGCAGACAUGCCCGGCCACAUGCAGAAGGCGGCCGUCCAGAGCACCCAACACGCCAUCAAAGUGUACACAACGGAGAAGCACAUCGCCGAGAGUGUCAAACAGGACUUCGACCAGUUGUAUCAGCCCACCUGGCACUGCAUCGUCGGUCGCAAUUGGGGCUCAUGUGUCACCCACUCCAAGGUAGACACACGUAUUACCCCCUCCCUCUUACCCCCCCUUUCGCAAACUCGACCCUCUUAUAGAUAA
This is a messenger RNA of Oppiella nova, 1224 nucleotides long. Lineage: Eukaryota; Metazoa; Arthropoda; Arachnida; Sarcoptiformes; Oppiidae. The record is from the annotation of a GenBank genome assembly.